Cornus florida is the source of this 1764-nucleotide messenger RNA. RefSeq names its product putative laccase-9. The transcript is spliced from 7 exons. Gene Ontology annotation, molecular function: copper ion binding; hydroquinone:oxygen oxidoreductase activity. The record is from RefSeq and is a predicted model, not a curated record. NCBI's taxonomy places the organism in Eukaryota, Viridiplantae, Streptophyta, Magnoliopsida, Cornales, Cornaceae. Gene Ontology annotation, cellular component: apoplast. Bases 1 to 1764 code for a protein of 587 amino acids. Gene Ontology annotation, biological process: lignin catabolic process.
AUGGGUCCUUACGAGGUUCUUAGGUUUGUGUUUUUGGGAGCAAUCACAUUUCUUUGCAUGGUACAGGGCCACUUCCAUUACUAUGACUUUGUUUUGAGAGAAGUCAAUUUUACAAGAUUAUGUAGCACGAAGAGUAUGUUAGUAGUGAAUGGUAGUUACCCGGGACCUGUGAUUCGUGUUCACAAAGGAGACACAACAUUUGUUAACGUUCACAAUCAAGAAAAUUAUGGUGUCACCGUUCACUGGCAUGGAAUGAAGCAACCAAGAAAUCCAUGGUCAGACGGACCAGAGUAUAUCACACAGUGUCCCAUUGCACCUGGAACAAACUUCACCUACGAGGUCACAUUUUCCAUUGAAGAAGGAACCCUCUGGUGGCAUGCCCAUAGUGACUGGACAAGAAACAGUGUCCAUGGUGCCAUUGUCAUUUAUCCUGCAACUGGAACUACUUACCCCUUUCCCAAGCCCGAUGACGAAGAAAUUAUUGUACUUGGAUCAUGGUAUAAAGAAGAUAUCCGCAAAGUUGUUCUUGAGGACCUCCAAACUGGUGUGGACAUACCAAACUCAGAUGCUUAUGUUAUCAAUGGCCAACCAGGAGAUUUUUGCGAAUGCUCUAAUGGAACAACAUAUCGCAGGGUGAUUGAUUAUGGCAAGACCUAUCUUCUUCGCAUAGUCAAUGCAGCAAUGGGCGCGAAUCUCUUCUUUGCUAUUGGUCAGCACAACAUCACAGUUGUUGGAAUGGACGGAAACUACCUCAAACCCGUAGCAACACCAUAUAUUGUGAUAUCCCCCGGACAAACCAUGGAUGUUUUACUCACAACAAACCAGUCAUCGGGUCACUACUAUAUGGCCGCGAGACAAUAUCACAGUCUAGAUACUAGCAGCUUUGACAGAACAAAUGCUACCGCGAUUCUCGAGUAUAGAGGCAACUAUACUCCUCCAGUUUACGCUUCCUUCCCAUCAUAUCUUCCUUCAAGUGAUGACUUUGUUGCAGCAGACAAUUUCUUGGAUCAACUAAGGAGCUUGGCAUGUCCACAAUAUCCGGUUAAGGUUCCGGAAAAUAUCACUACUAGUAUGCUCAUUAUACUUUCUCAGAAUGCCUUUUUCCUAAAUGGUUCACUAGAAUAUUAUAAGAUCGCUACAAGCAUGAACAAUAUCAGUUUCGUGAACCCUACCACCGACGUUUUGGAGGCCUAUUAUUGGAACAUGAGUGGGGUUUAUACCACAGAUUUUCCAGACAAGCCGUCUUCAUUUUUUGACUUCACAGAAGUUAGUGAUUCUUUGGUUUAUGCUGCAGCAACAACGAAAGGGACCAAGGUGAAGGUUUUGAAUUACAAUGAAGCAGUGGAGAUAAUAUUCCAAGGGACCAAUUUGUUGGCUGCCCCAGAAACUCACCCAAUGCAUUUUCAUGCCCAUGACUUCUACGUGGUCGGAUCCGGAUACGGGGAUUUCGACCCAGAAAUCGAUCCAAAAAGCUACAAUUUGGUUGAUCCACCUCAAGUGAAUACAUUUGCAGUCCCUAAGAAUGGAUGGCUUACCAUCAGAUUUGUGGCCAGCAAUCCAAGUGUAUGGUUUUGGCAUUGUCAUUUUGCUAAGCAUUUAAGUUGGGGUAUGAGACGAGUUUUUAUACUAACAGUUUUUAUAGUAAAAAAUGGAGACACUCCUGGGACGAGUGUUCGCGAUCUCCCACCUAACUUGCCUCGGUGUGAAGUUUCAUUCACUAAUUGGCUCCGACAAUUUUUUCAUUCGGAUGGAAAAGAAAUAUAA